UUCACUUCUUCCCCUGUAAAUGACUCUUCGUCCCUGUCAGGUGGCUCUGUGGAUACAGAUAUACUCUCAUCGAGUGAGUCUACAAGCUCACGGUCCUCUUGGCCUCCUGUUUUUCAUGUGCCUAAGUUUUCCUACGAUGCUGAAUUAAAACUUCAGCAGGCAAGUUUGGCCUAUAUUCAAAAUGGCACUGUACUUAUUCCAGAUCCCAAGUUGAAGUCAUCCAUCCUUGAUGGUUUAGUGCAGGAAAUUGUGCAGCAUAAAGUCUAUGCCAGUGAUAAGGAGAUGGAACAGGUAGCCCAGAGUCUUAUUAAGACACAUCCAUGUUUAACUGAGAAAGGGUCCUGUACUGGAUAUGGUGGAUGGAAGACCAGUUUAAAGUACAAACUGUCUAACUACCGCACACACCUGAGAAAACUGGGCUGCCCAGAGGUGACAGUGAACUCUUUAAAAAACAAACCCGCAGGACAGCGCAGCGCAGCCUUUGGUGUCAAAAAGGCAAAGAGGGCAGAGGUGAACUUUUGCCCGACAUACCCAUCAUCAGAAACUGAGGAGAGUCUGGAGGCCAUGCAGAAAGCUCUACUCUUAGAUGUAAAGAAGAGGAAUAACAGAGAGGUUGUGAAACUCAAGAUGGAAAAGACUUUCGCACACAGAAGACAUGAAGUCGUUCGUGAUGUUCCAAUGGUGGAGGAUUUCAUGGCAAGGUGGCCUGCCCUGUUUGAAGUUAGUGAGAUCAAUGCUGAAUUCAAGAGAAUCACCACUAUCCCACUUCAGUCCAAGUUCCUGUCUCAGCUGGACCUCUACUCUGACAACCUGACAAGGCUGUUCCAAAAGAGAGGAGGACAGCUCGGAGCAAGGCUCAAAACAAUCAUUGCACAAAUUGCUGAUUGUAAUGAUGUAGACACUGGACGAGAGUGUAUCAUCAAGGGAGUCUGUAUCUACAUGGGUGAAGAUCCAGAAAACCUUGUGCGGGAAUAUGUGGGCAUGGAUGAAAACGCCAUCAACGAGGCCAUUGAGGACACCACUGUUGGGAUUUAUGUUCUUAAAGAACAUGCUUCAAGUGAUGAACCUAAGGAUAUUGGAAUUGUCCUUGAAGGCAUCAAGGUGUUGCAAGAUCUAGACAAUGUAGCAUUAGCUGUUGCUAUGCUGUUCGGACUCAUGUAUGCGCUGAACCUCAGCUACCCUGCUGACCUCCGCUUUACCUUUGAGGUAGUCCAGAAGAUUUUCAUGGAACUGGAUGGAGAUAAACUUUCUAACAAAGCACUCACUCUAAAAAACAGGCUCUUUCAGUGUUAGGGGUCAGAGACACUGUGUUCCCAGCGAUAAACAAACAAAAAAAGGACAUUUGAAUUGUCCUCAACAGCAUCUUUGGUAUUGCUGUUCUAUUUUGAUUGCUUUUUCAUUUUCUUUUGUAAAUCCACUGUUGUAAGUUGCCACUAUUUUCUAUUAUAAAACCAUUAUGAAAACAGUUUAAAGAGGGUUUGUAGCCAUUUUAGUUUGCUGCUCUGAGUCAACUAACCAAAUAAAGCAGCUGUUUUUAAUUUGUUACUUUGAAUCCUCUGACAAUGGCUUGUACAAGGUUUACAUAUCUGUGUUUAUUCCUCAAGGAAAACAGGGUUGAUAUUUGUUCUUUCAAUUGUAAAUCCACUUUGAAAAUACUGUUGUCCAUACUGUGAAAAUAGUGAGUGCAGGGAUAACCUUGGGAGUACACUUAUUAACAAAGCACUAGCUGUAAUUUGCCUUCUUCACUUUCUGACAUGUUUAGUUUACUUCAGUGAGAUAGUGUUAUUCAGUUUUGCAUUUGCUCCUGAAAAUGUAGUGUUGGUCAUAACAGUUGACAGUAUUUUGUUUUUGCACUUUUAAAUAUACUGUGACAACAGUUUACGCAGGGUUUAUAACUCUUUGCUUUUCUUAAUCCACUCUGAAGAUAUGUUUGUAUUUGCUUCUAUCGAUAUAAUGUGAAAACAGUUAAUGCAAGGUCAUGUUAUAUGUUUUGUGUAUCCAUUGCACAUCAUGCAAAAUUUGCAUUUCUUUCUGUUGUAAAUCCACUGUUCUGUGGAACUACAAA
Molecule: messenger RNA, 2065 nt
Organism: Chelmon rostratus (copperband butterflyfish)
Lineage: Eukaryota; Metazoa; Chordata; Actinopteri; Chaetodontiformes; Chaetodontidae
Exons: 4
Coding region: 283-1293 (336 amino acids)
Source: RefSeq, a predicted model, not a curated record